Planococcus citri (citrus mealybug) is the source of this 1481-nucleotide messenger RNA. RefSeq names its product HSPB1 associated protein 1 (gene HSPBAP1). Gene Ontology annotation, molecular function: 2-oxoglutarate-dependent dioxygenase activity. The record is from RefSeq and is a predicted model, not a curated record. The transcript has 7 exons. The coding region runs from base 119 to 1279 and encodes 386 amino acids. Lineage: Eukaryota; Metazoa; Arthropoda; Insecta; Hemiptera; Pseudococcidae.
UGUGGAAUAGUGAUAACAGCGGUUCCGGUUUUGAAUUUGAUUUGCAGGAAAUGUGAAAUUUUUGUCAACUUUUGCAGUUAUUUUAAAUAAUGUAGAGUGACUUUUAAUUUAUUGAAGAAUGUCUCAUUACGACUGCUACCGCGAAUUGAUUGAAAAAUCGAAUGCUCCUAUAGUAUUCAGUAAAGUAAUUGAAUGGGAUUUCCUAACAUGGGAUCUCGAAAAAUGGUGCAGUGUUUUUCAAGAAGAAGUUUUCCCUUUUCGUUGCGGUCAAAGAUUAUGUCAAAAGGAUCCGUUUUGGGAAAGUUCAUGUACCACAGAAUACCAUACUAUGAGUGAAUUUUUACAUUUCUGCUCAGAUCAAUCUGCCGUGAAAAAUAAAUUUUGGUACUUCGAUUACAAACAUAUCGCCGAAUUUUUCAAAGACAAUAUUAAAUUAUUUCAGAAUAUUUCAUGGUCGAAAUUGGGAUUUCCUGAAAGAAAAGCCGAAGAUUCUACGAUAUGGAUUGGAAGUCCAGGAGCUCAUACACCAUGUCACGUAGAUUCAUACGGUUUUAAUAUUAUUGCUCAAGUGUAUGGCAGGAAAAGAUGGUUAUUAUUUCCACCCAGUGAAACAGAUCACUUGAAACCAACUCGUGUUCCAUAUGAGGAGUCUAGCGUGUACAGUAGUAUAAAUUUCUCAUGCUAUCGAUAUUCACAAGAUGUAGAGGUGAAUAAAUGUUACGUAGUCGAUUUGAACCCUGGAGAUGUCUUAUUUGUACCAGCCAAAUGGUGGCAUUACGUUGAAAACUUGUCUACAGCUAUUAGUAUCAAUACCUGGAUUCCUCACGAAAAUGAUAAUCAAUGGAAACUGGAAGAAGCCCUUGUCCGAUAUUUUGUUUCUUCCGUUGUUCAAGAUUUACCUCUCGAAAAAAGAAAAAUUAUGCUGAACCCCAACGAACUCGACAUAGAAGAUACUUCUCUGAUUUUGGAAAUUCUAAAAUAUUGUGAAAAUCAAUGCGCUGUUUGCACAAAUGAAAAGAUCUAUCAGUUUUCCCAGGAAGCUCAUGAUGAUGAAUGUCAUAUCCAUGUAUACAAGUUCGUCCCUUCUAUCUCUAGUGCUGAUAUGAUGAAAAUAAUGAAACAGAUAUCCAUUUGUGAUGAAUCAGAAAUAGCUAAUAAUGAAGCUUCGAGUAUUGCAGAAUGUGACGAUGGCCAUUUAAAAUCGUUAAUUAAUGCGUUUUGUCAUCCUUCGGUAAUAGCAGAAGUUAGGAAUAAAUUAAUGUCCGACAAAAUGAAAUAAAAACUAAAUAUGUAUGAUUAUUAUCUUGAAGAUUUACCAUUCAUUUACGCACUGUGGCGUAGGGCGUAGAUCAAUGAUCUAAAUCAACUCGGUUGCUUUGAUUCUGAUCUAAGGAAUGAACAAAAUCAUGUAUCAACUUUUCGGGGGAAAAAAUCUGAAAGGUUUCUUGAAAAUAUAAUAUUAAUAAAUAAAUAUUAAAUAA